UCUGACUCUGCAAUAAUCUACCGGUGGCAUCAUUUCGUCUAUACAGAUGGCGACGUUCCUCUGUUUGUCCUCGACUUUCUUCUGGACAGUCUUUGCUUUGCUGUGCAGUCUUUGUGUGAAUGGCGACGUGUGCUGCGAAACAGCUCGGUCACCAGAUAGCAGUGGCAUUAUCUACGAUGCCUACCUGAAUGCUGGCGUCAUCAUCAACAACGCCAAUUUUGGUGAACCGUACACUUUGAAUUCACACGGAGAACUUGUUUUCCAUGCAGGAACAAGACAAUUUGGACGUCUCUUUCGCAUUCCAUUGUCUAGACCAAACAGACUGAGUGGCCGUGAGACUCUGCUUGUCGAUGUCACCUACUCCAACAGAAGUCCCAUCUCACCAUCCACGGACAUGGAUCCAAGCUUCAUGCUGUCUGAUGGCGUUUCUGCCGUAGGAUUUCUAACACGAGAUAAGGCCAAUUUUCCAUCUCUUUCGCCAAUAGUGCCUUGCGAUGGAACGAGUGGAGCCACCGUCGCAUUAACUUGCUCUGAACGAGAUAUUCGAGUUACAUCCGACCCAGCGACUGUGCACUCUCUACACUUUCGUUUGCAACCAGAACAGCCAGCUUCAGGCAGUUACAGCGGUUCUUACGACCGAGGAGUGUCGGUUUAUAGCAAUUAUACCAAUCUUCUCUAUUUCGAACGUGGACUCUAUUUUGAAGUUUACCGCAAUGACCCCAAUGAGCAAUACAUAUUUUCCUACUUUCGAAUUCAAGUACAGUCUGAAAGUCUCGCCUACUAGAAAUGGUUCGGAAAGUCUUCUUGUCUGAAAUAAGUGACAAACUGUUGACAGAGCGAUGGUGUAAUUAUGUUAAUUGUUUUGUAAUGAUGCAUGCCUAGCGAUUGUAAAACACAUAUUGUUAUGAAUAUUGGUUGCAACGGAAUCUUCAUUGAGAAUGUGUGCUUGAAUUGUCAAAUUUAUCAUUCGUUCAUUUCACCCAACUCACCUGUUUGACUCAAGUCAUUCCCGCGGUUACUAAUCAUUGCAAAGUUCAG
This is a messenger RNA of Corticium candelabrum, 1038 nucleotides long. RefSeq lists its product as uncharacterized. The coding region runs from base 47 to 784 and encodes 245 amino acids. The record is from RefSeq and is a predicted model, not a curated record. The transcript has a single exon. NCBI's taxonomy places the organism in Eukaryota, Metazoa, Porifera, Homoscleromorpha, Homosclerophorida, Plakinidae.